Molecule: messenger RNA, 306 nt
Organism: Hyaloscypha bicolor E
Lineage: Eukaryota; Fungi; Ascomycota; Leotiomycetes; Helotiales; Hyaloscyphaceae
Exons: 1
Coding region: 1-306 (101 amino acids)
Molecular function (GO): oxidoreductase activity
Source: RefSeq, a predicted model, not a curated record
AUGGCAUUGCCAAUCCGGAACCAGAGCGAGAUUUAUGAUUCUGAGAAGAAUGUGGCGAAAGUGAUGGGGAGUUUCCUUAGGGUCAAGCAACCUCUCUACCGAAUUGAUGGGCUGACUCUGCACUACGAUGACCCCGUGCUCGUUGGAAUCGGCAAGAAACAAAACAAGACCAAUGCUCAGGUUGCACUUGCUUGGGGCAUUUCGCAAGGACACUCUGUACUGCCCAAAUCAGAGACACCGUCGAGAAUCCAGGCGAAUCUAGCGGGUGACUUUAAACUAGAUGCAGAGGAUAUGAAAAAGAUUUAG